Messenger RNA from Aspergillus melleus, 1526 nucleotides. RefSeq names its product class I SAM-dependent methyltransferase. NCBI's taxonomy places the organism in Eukaryota, Fungi, Ascomycota, Eurotiomycetes, Eurotiales, Aspergillaceae. The record is from RefSeq and is a predicted model, not a curated record. Bases 302 to 1120 code for a protein of 272 amino acids. The transcript has 5 exons.
CGCAAUCAAUGAUCUACGCUAAGAUCUUGGCUUGGCUGCACUAGUGCCUCAGAAGCUGUUAAAUUUACAAGCCCGCAUACCCCGACGCGUUAUAAAUAUGCAUGUGCUCAAGUCUCUGACUGUGCCAUUCCCUUCACUGCUUUUCUUGAUGCCUUGCCCCCCGGGCAGAACAUUGGAUUCAUUCAAUUGACAUUGUUGAUUGACUAUUCAAACGAUAGUCACUUUAUCACUUGGCAGAUUUUACUGGUCGCUUCGCUUCUUCUUGUUCUUUCUUCCUCCUUGCUUGUCUCACACUUCCAAGAUGUCGGGCGAUUAUGUCCUUGCACGGGACGCUUUCGAAAUCAGUCGCCUAAACCUUCAACAUUUCUAUCUGCGGGAAAUGUAUGGUUAUCUUCUCCACCCUUCGAUCCCCACAGACGACCCCAAUCUCAGGAUUGCAGAUGUUGCAUCCGGCAGCUGUAUCUGGCUCUCAAACAUUUCGCACCAGCUUCCCCCGACCGUGACCCUGGACGGACUGGAUAUAGCAUUUGACCUCGCUCCCCCGAUGGCAUUCCAUCCUCCAAAUAUGACCCUGCGGGAAUGGGAUAUUUUCAGCGAGGUCCCGGAAGAGCUGGUUGGGAUCUAUGACAUUGUGCAUAUUUCGCUACUCGCGUUUAUUCUCAGAAGUAAUGACAUAGAUCAUGCAAUGGGUAAAUUUAUGAAGCUCCUCAAGCCGGGCGGUUACCUCCAGUGGUUAGAACAUGAUCUCCUAUCCUGCCAGUUCAGGAAGUCCGACCCGGAUAACAAGACAGAGGCGCUCGAGGAGCUUUACCGGCUGAGCAUCAUUCACCCGAUAGAUGCGCGCUUCAAGCCGACCUGGGUGUCGAGACUGCCCGAAAUCUUCCGUAAAAGUGGCUUCACCGCCGUCGAAUCUGAUAUCAGGAAUCCAUCGCCCGAACUUAUCUGGCCUCUGCACUAUUGUGGCUUGCUGGUACAGGAGAGAAUGGUUGCCAAGCUCCAGGGUUUCGAGUGGUCGGAAAAGAUCAAGAAUCUACUUCCAGAGGUCCAUGCCGAAACGAAAGCUGGAGCGGCCUGGGAUCUUACUCGAGUUUUAGUGGUCGGGAGGAAACCGUUGGAAUGAGCAGCAAACGAGGAUCAUGCACACGGUGUACUCAUGUAUGGAGAGGAAGAUACCAACGGGAUCUGCAUUCCGAUAUUCCGAUGGGGUAUUGGAAGAUCUGAACAUUGUAACACAAGAACUGUUCCCUCUGUUUGUCUCUUAGCAUUGGUGGCCCUGGAGAGCAUUUGAGAUUAGCUCAAUGUUGAUGUUUACUGCAGGCCUUCCUGCAAGUACCAGUGGGCUUAAAUAGAACUCAGACAAGUAAAACCUCAUGCGGCGGGCACCCGCGUAUAUAGAUGCAUGUAGAAUCCAGGUUCCCUGGUCCUGCUGUCGGCUGGACGGGGCGGGCCUUAACUUAGUUAUCUUCGGUCUCUAUGGCAAGGCAUUCCCGACCAAUUGCGCAGUGUUGUCAUCCACCAGAACGGCA